AUGUUUACAACUCUUCUUAUAUUAGCUUGUUGCCAUUCAUUAAUAGGAUCUUUAUCUAUUGAUGGUAGUUUAACUCAAAAAUAUAUUGAUGGUACUCAAUAUACAAUUAAAAAUAUUGGUGCAACAUAUACACAACAUGUUUCGAAUGAUGGUUUAUGUAGAGUUAAAUUAGAUAAUGAAUCUAAAAUGUUAAAUGAAGGUGAAAUAAUUAAAAUAAAAAAUAAAUGGUUUAAAGUUGAAGAAUGUCAAUUAAAUCGAGCAUAUCCAGUAGAAUGUGGUUCAAAAUUAUUUUAUCAAUUACGUGAUUUAAGUUGUUCAUUUAUUGAAGAACAUAAUCAUGAUAAAAAAAAUCUACAUCAACAACAAACAACAAACCAUCUUAUGGAAUUAUUAGAUCGAUCAUAUUAUAAUGCUUGUUGUCGAACGGCAUGUACUAUUUAUGAAUUUAUUCAAUCUUGUCCUACUUAA
Rotaria sp. Silwood1 is the source of this 468-nucleotide messenger RNA. NCBI's taxonomy places the organism in Eukaryota, Metazoa, Rotifera, Eurotatoria, Philodinida, Philodinidae. The record is from the annotation of a GenBank genome assembly.